Molecule: messenger RNA, 2326 nt
Organism: Cynara cardunculus var. scolymus (artichoke)
Lineage: Eukaryota; Viridiplantae; Streptophyta; Magnoliopsida; Asterales; Asteraceae
Product: probable tRNA (guanine(26)-N(2))-dimethyltransferase 1
Exons: 12
Coding region: 217-2001 (594 amino acids)
Biological process (GO): tRNA N2-guanine methylation
Cellular component (GO): nucleus
Molecular function (GO): RNA binding
Source: RefSeq, a predicted model, not a curated record
GGUUUUUCAGUUGGCACUUUAUAAACUGCUCAACUUGAAUGCAUCUGUUUCCUUCACAAACGGUAGACUUACGAACGAUCUUACAGAUAUCGGCAUCAUCAACACUCGUAAAAUCACCGCCGUCUACUGUCUCCUGCCGCCGCCGCCACCUCCACCUCCACCUCCACCACCAUCACCAUCAUCAGCCAAGCUUGGAGUACAACGAGAACCCAAUCAAUGGCGGAGGCAAAAACAGGGGAAGAAGAGAAGCAACAGAUUAAUAAGACGCCGCCGCCGUUUGAUCUCAAUGAUUUCACCAUCAUUAAAGAAGGAGAAGCUGAGAUUCUAAUGCACGCAAAAAACGAAGUUUUCUACAAUAAGACGCAGGUUAAUAAUAGAGAUAUGUCAAUUGCUGUUCUGAGGGCAUUCAUUUCCAAACAAAAAGAAGAACACGAAGCACUACUGUCUAAAAGAAUGAAAAAAGCAUCAAAAGUAACAGAGAACCAUGCUUCUGAAGUGGAAGCAUCCGUCAAGCUUACUAAUGGAAGCUCCAAUGGUGAAUGUGAACCUUUAGACGAGAUACCCCAAGGUGAACCAUGUAGUACUGGCGAUGAACCAGAGAAAACUUUUGAGGGAAAAGGCCAAGGAGAACUGAAACCACCAAGAGUUCUUGAGGCUUUGUCAGCUUCGGGUUUAAGAGCUCUGAGAUAUGCACGAGAAGUAGAAGGGAUCGGACAAGUUGUGGCACUGGAUAAUGAUAAAGCAUCUGUUGAAGCUUGUAGGAGAAAUAUUAAAUUUAAUGGUUCAGUUGUGAGUGCAAAGGUGGAAUCAAAUCUUGCUGAUGCUCGAGUCUAUAUGCUUACUCAUCCUAAGGAAUUUGAUGUGGUGGAUCUUGAUCCAUAUGGUUCACCCUCUGUGUUCCUGGACUCUGCAGUUCAAUCGAUUGCCGAUGGUGGGUUGCUAAUGUGUACAGCAACGGAUAUGGCAGUGCUAUGUGGAGGCAAUGGUGAAGUCUGCUAUUCAAAAUAUGGUUCUUAUCCACUAAGAGGAAAAUACUGUCACGAAAUGGCUUUGCGGAUCCUCCUUGCAUGCAUUGAGAGUCAUGCAAAUCGGUACAAGCGAUACAUUGUCCCAGUGUUGUCUGUUCAGAUGGACUUUUAUGUUCGUGUAUUUGUUCGCGUAUAUACUUCAGCAAGUGCAAUGAAGAAUACUCCUCUUAAGCUCUCAUACGUAUAUCAGUGUAUUGGUUGUGAUUCCUUUCAUCUCCAGCCAAUCGGGAGGACAGUUUCCAAGAAUACGAGCGUAAGAUAUCUUCCGGGAUUUGGCCCUGUUGUCCCACAAGAGUGCAGCGAUUGCGGCAAGAAAUAUAACAUGGGAGGACCCAUAUGGUCUGCUCCGAUACAUGAUCAAGAUUGGGUGACAUCGAUAUUAUCGGAGGUGAAAGCUAUGAAGGAUCGCUAUCCUGCCUUUGAUCGGAUUUUUGCCAUCCUCACAACAAUUUCAGAGGAAUUGCCCGAUGUUCCUCUGUUCUUGAGUUUGCACAAUCUCUGUGCAACCCUUAAGUGCACUUCCCCAUCUGCUGUAAUAUUCCGGUCGGCUGUGAUCAAUGCCGGAUAUCGCAUCUCCGGAACUCAUGUAAACCCACUGGGGUUGAAAUCUGAUGCUCCUAUGAACGUCAUAUGGGAUAUCAUGCGCUGUUGGGUUAAAACUCAUCCUGUGAAAGCGCAAUCACCUGAUCAGUCGGGAAGCGUGAUCCUUGCCAAAGAGCCUGUUCUUCAGGCUAAUUUCGCAAGAGCAGUUGCGUCACUUAGCAAAGCUCAAGCCAAGAAGGUUGCACGCUUCCUUCCAAAUCCCGAAAGGCACUGGGGCCCAAAGUUGAGGGCUGGUCGCACCAUAACCAGCAAACACGUCUCCCUAUUGGGCGCGGAUGCGGUCAAUGGGAUUCUUAACAAUGAUGAACAAGAAUCCGAAGAGCCCCAAGCCAAGCGUAAGAAGACCGAAGACCCGACUUCCAUUUCAUGAAAAAGAGAAGGUAAAUUUGGGACCUCAAAUGCACUUCUAGCAUGACCUUUUUCUUCAUUUCUUUGCACAAAUACCAUUAUUAAUUUAUGGGUGAAAUUUUAUAUGGCUUUUUUAUAAAUCUUGAAGUUUUUCAAUAACCAUUAAGCUCUUUUUAAUUUUGUUUUUUUGUUCUUUUGGGAAAGGGGUGAUCUGAGGCUUUGCUCAGAUUUGUUUUAUAAACCUUGUUUUUUUUCUUCAUAAAUCGGAAACUAGGGAGAACCGUGAAAACCAGCCAUUCAUGAAUUAUUCACGAUGAAUAUUUAAAUAUAAUGGAUGAUGGAAUUGC